Messenger RNA from Dendrobium catenatum, 510 nucleotides. RefSeq lists its product as uncharacterized. The record is from RefSeq and is a predicted model, not a curated record. The transcript has 2 exons. The coding region runs from base 1 to 354 and encodes 117 amino acids. Gene Ontology annotation, molecular function: structural constituent of ribosome. Lineage: Eukaryota; Viridiplantae; Streptophyta; Magnoliopsida; Asparagales; Orchidaceae. Gene Ontology annotation, cellular component: cytosolic large ribosomal subunit; ribosome. Gene Ontology annotation, biological process: cytoplasmic translation.
AUGAAAUGUGAAUAUAUAUGUUCGCGUCUCUGGGAUGCGAAGUGGUACUGUUUCAUUGGAACUAUCCCGGACAGGCUAGUCAGUGCUGCUUCUGUUCGUGUCGAUCCGGAUCUACAUAGCCUUUCCCGAUUGAGAGAGGAUAGUGAUAUAGAGAGGGCGAAUACAAUAGCGAACUCGAAGAAUCACACGGCUCACAACCAGUCUGUCAAGCCUCACAAGAAUGGAAUCAAGAAGCCUAGGAGGCAUAGGGAAGCAUCCAUUGAAGGGAUGGAUCCCAAGUUGCCUAGGAAUCAGAGGUAUUCAAGAAAGCAUAAUAUGAAGAGUGGCGACUCAGGAUUUGAAGCAAAGGAGUAGAAGAAGUGAUGAGGACAUCAACAAAAAAUUCCAGCACGACUAUCACUGUAGACAUCGCAGAUCGACGACCAUUAUCAGGAGCAUCUAUUUAUUAGUUAUUUUAUGUUAUUGUAUUAGUAUUAUUAUUAUUUUUUUCAGUUUGUUCAUUAUACCUCU